UGGCUUGCGGGACAACAUGGCUGCGCCCUCACUAGGGCUGGCUGGUGGAUCCUGCGCCCGGCUCGGUCUCGUCCUCUUGCUGCCACUGUUCUUGCUGCCGGGCGAGGCGGCUGGGGGCGAAGAGGCCAGGACUGGCGCGGGCGCGGGCGCGGCUUCCCUGGCGGGCUCAUGCGGCUGUGGCACUCCCCAGCGGCGCGGGGACCAUGGCAGCUCGGCGGCCGCGCACCGAUACUCGCGGGAAGCGAACGCCCCCGGGCAGGUCCCGGGAGAGCGGCCGCUCGCGCCCACCAAGAUGGUCCUCAUCCCCGCCGGAGUGUUUACAAUGGGCACAGAUGAUCCUCAGAUAAAGCAAGAUGGGGAAGCACCUGCAAGGAGAGUUGCUAUUGAUGCCUUUUACAUGGAUGCCUAUGAAGUCAGUAAUGCUGAAUUUGAGAAGUUUGUGAACUCAACUGGCUAUUUGACAGAGGCUGAGAAGUUUGGUGACUCCUUUGUCUUUGAAGGCAUGUUGAGUGAGCAAGUGAAGACUGAUAUCCAGCAGGCAGUUGCAGCUGCUCCCUGGUGGUUACCUGUUAAAGGCGCUAACUGGAGACACCCAGAAGGACCAGACUCUACUGUUCGACACAGGCCUGAUCAUCCAGUUCUGCACGUCUCCUGGAACGAUGCCGUGGCCUACUGCACGUGGGCGGGAAAGCGGCUGCCCACGGAAGCUGAGUGGGAAUACAGCUGUCGAGGAGGCCUGCAAAACAGACUUUUCCCCUGGGGCAACAAACUGCAGCCGAAAGGCCAACAUUAUGCCAACAUUUGGCAGGGCGAGUUUCCUGUGACCAACACUGGGGAGGACGGCUUCCGAGGGACUGCGCCUGUCGACGCCUUUCCUCCCAAUGGUUAUGGCUUAUACAAUAUAGUGGGGAACGCAUGGGAAUGGACUUCAGACUGGUGGACCGUUCACCAUUCUGUUGAAAAAACACUUAACCCAAAAGGCCCCCCUUCUGGGAAAGACCGGGUGAAGAAAGGUGGAUCCUACAUGUGCCAUAAGUCCUACUGCUAUCGGUACCGCUGUGCCGCUCGAAGCCAGAACACACCCGACAGCUCUGCUUCCAACCUGGGCUUCCGCUGUGCGGCCAACCGUCAGCCCACCACGGGCUAAGAGCCAAGAAGAGCCUUCCUACGCCCAGAAGUCGCAUCUGCCCCGCCCUUGGCUUUCCUCAGAACGCUGAACAACCAACGUGGAGUGAAGAAUCCCCACUCCGAGCUGGGUUACAUACCUGCCCAGGGGCCAAAGGAGCUGCCUCGUGGGACCAGAGUGCUGACCUGUGUCAGUGUGCGUGCUUUAUGGUGUGCCGCACUUCUGGAGAUCAUCGCUGUGCUUGAGUUUGGAGAGUCUCUCAAAGAGGAAGGGGGUGAAGGAGACCCUGGGCGAAACUUCAGAAGGCAUGGGUUCUUCCCAGGCUCUGCCACCAGGGCUAGACCUCAGGGUCCCACACUUGACCUUCUGGAGCCUCCAUGACCUCCUCUAUCCAGUGGGGGGGGAUGCACAGCAUGAUCUCUGAGGCCUUCUCCGACAAAUUCUAUGCGUAUAUUAGAUUCUAUUGUGAUUUCAUAGUAAGAGUUUAUGACAGAUUAUUUUUUAGCUAUUUUUUUCCAUGUGUGAACCUUGGGUAAUACUAAUCAUGUAAAA
Molecule: messenger RNA, 1678 nt
Organism: Puma concolor (puma)
Lineage: Eukaryota; Metazoa; Chordata; Mammalia; Carnivora; Felidae
Gene: SUMF1
Product: sulfatase modifying factor 1
Biological process (GO): protein oxidation
Cellular component (GO): endoplasmic reticulum
Molecular function (GO): formylglycine-generating oxidase activity
Source: RefSeq, a predicted model, not a curated record